AUGGCUGUUGACUUUAAAUCGGACGACUCCGAGUCCCACACCUGCAGUAAGUGCGGUAGACGUUUCAGCCUGGCCCACCACUUCAAGAGGCACGUCCAGACGUGUACCUCCGCCAAGACGUGUCGCUCCGCCAAGACGAAGACGCGCCGCACCUUUGGUUCAUUCCCCUGUAAGACGUGCGGAAAAGUCUUCAGCCGCUCCGAUUGGUUGAGACGACAUCAGGAGGUGCACAGCAAGGAGCGCCCGUUCAAGUGUAAGCUGUGUUCCGCAUCGUACAAGCGUCGGGACGCGUUACAGCGGCACGAGCUCAUACAACACACCUGGCCGGAUGAACAGGUGAAGAAGUCAGCGGCCAGCGAGGCCAGGUGUGUAAAGUGUGGUAAGGUGUACAUGGCAGGUGAGAUCCCGCGGCACAUGGCAAUGUGUCACUCUGUUGAGGAGAAAGCAGAGAACAACCACGGCCAAACCUUCUCGAAAACAAAAUUAAUGUCACAGAGAAGAAAAGUGCAGAUCUAG
Messenger RNA from Branchiostoma floridae (Florida lancelet), 516 nucleotides. Its product is annotated as zinc finger protein 519-like. Gene Ontology annotation, cellular component: nucleus. Bases 1 to 516 code for a protein of 171 amino acids. NCBI's taxonomy places the organism in Eukaryota, Metazoa, Chordata, Leptocardii, Amphioxiformes, Branchiostomatidae. The transcript has 5 exons. Gene Ontology annotation, molecular function: RNA polymerase II transcription regulatory region sequence-specific DNA binding; DNA-binding transcription factor activity, RNA polymerase II-specific. The record is from RefSeq and is a predicted model, not a curated record. Gene Ontology annotation, biological process: regulation of transcription by RNA polymerase II.